CUCAAAUAAUGCAUGAGCCUGCAUGUGUACAUGUGUAUAAAUAAUGCUAAGUCUGUUAGAAAUACUUCAGCUAUAUUUUUGAACAAAGUGUGUAGUGGACAUGAUGCAUUUAACAACCAAGCUCAUAAGAUACCCAAAGCUCUUCUACUUGUGUGACUGUGGCACAUAAGACUAAGGUCUUGUUUGGGCAUUUAAUUGUCUAGCUGUUUGAAAGUUGAGGUGUAUAAAGAUGGAAGGCUCUGAACAACAUGGCAAGACUCCAGUACCAAGCUAUGCAAGCAUCCCGCAUCACUACACAACCAUGCCUCUGCACACUACGCAGGUGCUGCUCAUGGACACUCCUACAGAGGAAGACGAAUCUCCAACACUGGCCGAGCCAAUGACGCUCGUGGGAGCUAAGCACCUCUCCCACGCUCCCAUUCUUGCCUCCGCUCCCACGCCUCCUCUCACUCACCACACUGCCCCUCUCCUUCACCACACUCCUCCCCAUCACUCAUCACUUCAUCAUCACCAAAUCCACAUUUCACUCAAUGGCUCUAUGACUUCUGUGUUUCAGCCACAUCAUCUGCACCAUCUGUCAUCACCAUCACCACCUGCUGGCCAUCAGGGGAGUGAACAAGUGAUGGACUCCCCAAGUUCUUCCCCUUGUGCCUUGCGCUUGAUGACCAUUGACGAGAACUGGGAAGCAGCUCCCUCCUCCCCACAUGCCUCCAGCGACUCCAACCCCACCGUCCCCAGCAGGAGACCCAGCAAGAGGACCUCAACACGACAGCUCAGUGCCAAGUUUUCGGCUGCUGGUGCACGGCAGGCAGACUCGGGUGCUCAGAGUCAUUGCUUACAACAGGAGGAUGAGGACUCAGAACAUGACUCUAAUGCCUCCGUAUCUCAUGACUCUGAUGAGGAAGAUGAAGAGGAUGACUCUGAGGAGUCGGACUCUGCAGAAAGUCUUGGUGAUGAGCUUGACUCAAAUGAAGCUGAGCAAACCAACAGGAGAGAGGAGUCCUUACCUGCUCGAACUGAUAAAGGUGCUACUGUGUCUGCUAAUGCCACAGUGUCUGCUGGUGCUGCAGUGUCUGCUGGUGCCACAGUGUCUGCUGAUGCCACAGUGUCGGCUGCUGCGACAGUGUCUGCUGGUGCCACUGUGUCUUCUGGUGCUAUGUCUGAUGAUGCCAUAUCUGCUGGUGCCACAGUGUCUCCUGGUGCCACUGUGUCUGCUGGUGCCACUGUGUCUGCUGUUGCCAUAUCUAAGGCAAUGUCUACCAAUUCAUUGUCUGCUGCAUGCGCUCUGGCUCACGAAAAGAAUAUCAAGUUAUCCCCUGAAUCUCACAGCCCCAGUAGACUGUCAUCUACUUCUGCUGCAGGCGUCGUAAUGCCUCGCAUUUCUAGUGGGAAAUUUUUGAAUUCUUCAUCACAAAUGUGCGAUAGUUCUCUUCCUCCCUCCUGUACCAAGCUAGCUAAGUGCCAAGUUGAGAGAUUGCCUCCUGAUCCGCGGUUGUGUAGCGAGUCUGAUAAUUUUUCUAGUUUAUCGAAUUCAAGUGGCAAACUUUUCCAUCCAAAUACUAGUCCCAAACAUUCUUUUAUUUCUAGUAAUGUUGGAAAUGACUUCUUGUCUGUGAAUUCCAGAACUGCUAUAAUCCAGAACCACGUUGGCAUUAGUACAAAAUCAAUUGUCAAUGACGCAAAUGUCCCAAACUCAAAGUUUGUUGCAAGAACCAUCGAAAAUUUUGUGAUCACGCCGCUCCCCAACAUGACUGCCGUUAUUACUCCGCACCCUAACAACAUUGAGGCUGUCACAAAGAAUGCUGCGACACCCACCAAUGUUACUUGUAGCUCUAGGAAUCAGGGAGUAGGAGAGGCACAUAACAGAGUGCUAGGGACUGUACCCGUUUCCCAUUCGGUUGUUUCUGGUGGAAAAGCUGCUCCUUGUGCAACACAGACGUCGUCUUCAGAGGCUGUGGCCGCAACAUUGCCCAGUCAAAAAGUUUUUGCACUCUCAUCAAGAAAACUUAGUCAGUUCUCCACACAUUCUAAGGAAUUAUUGUGUGACAAACAGCCAACUUUUCGUGAUGGGGAAAGGAAAAAUAAUCAGUUUCUCAUUACUUCCCAAUUAUCUCAAGAUGCUGAAGCUUUCAACAAAGUUUCCAAAGAAAAUAGAAACAAUUUGAAAAACAAUGCUAAGAAGCACCACUCUUCCAAAGUUUCAAGUACUGCUAAGAAAGCUGUUGAAUCACAGAGAUCUAAAUUGAAAAGUUGGGACCAGAAGAAAAGUGGGGCUGAAAGGCUUGUAGAUGCAGCGUCUUCAAAGAGCGAAGUAACCCUCAACCGUCUCUUCGAUCAGCCUACAGUAACAACGACAGGUUCAGUAAAGUCAAUGAGUAGCAAACCAAAUCAUAUUCUUGAUAUGACCAGCAGUAAAGAGAAGAAAUAUCUUAACCAGAAUUGUGGAAGAGACACAAUAACACAACUGUCUGGAAGCAAACUAUCAUCGAAGAAGAAGCCAUCUAAAUCAGCUUCCGAUUUAAUCAUUAAAAGUAGAAAUAUGGUCGCAACAUCCACCCAACUCACGGCCUCAACCUGCAAUAAUACGUAUGUGUCGGCAAGCCAAAUGUUAAAAGCGAAACAGUCUUCGGAGGUAAUUAAAUCAUCAUUAUCAACUUAUUCUGCAGUGAGUUCUGCACCGUUGGUCUCUGCAUCCAGAUCUGAAGCAUCGGAGUCAAGUCACAAGGGUUCAAUGUGUAGUAAAAAGUCUCUUGCAGCCAGCCAUCAUUCUUCUGUUUCAGACAGGAAAACUACAACGAUCAUUGAAUCGUAUACCAAAAUCCAUCAAUCUGUAAAAUCCACUCAUCAGGCGUCUAAAUCUAGCCAUCAAUCAACAAAAUAUACCCAUCAAUCAUCAAAAUCCAGCCAUAAAUCAUCUAAAUCAAGCCAUCAGUCCUCAAAGUUAAGCCUUCAAUCAUCAAAUCAUAGCUAUCAAUCUUCAAAAUCUAGCCACCAAGCAUCGAAUUAUAGCAAUCAAUCAUCAAAACCUAACCAUCAAUCAUCAAAACCUAGCAAUCAAUCAUCAAAACCUAACCAUCAAUCAUCAAAACCUAGCCAUCAAUCAUCAAAAUCUGGUCUCCAAUCCUCUACGUCAAACCAUCUAUCUUCAAAAUCAAGCAACAAAUCUAUAUCCUGCAACCAGCAACCCUCAGCAAAGCAGCACCAAUCCUCUUCAUCAACAAAGCAAUCUUUGGAUGCUGACUGUCCACCUUCUUUGAACAACCCUUCCUCUAAUGCACAUCCACGACCCAAAGCGGAAGGUCCUGCCAAGAAGACGACUUCUCCUCAGGCCGCCACCAGACUAACAGUUGCACCUGGUAACACUUCAUCGUCUGCUUCCUUUUCUGAGGCGUCCGCAUCUCGCAGCAGCGUGAGCUCGACAGAAGGCAGCUGUAGCAGCAGUAACUCUGGCAACAGCAGCAGCAGGUCUGAGGAUGAGGCUAAGAGGACUGGGGAACACCGUCCCAUCUCUCGUCUUCCCCGCAACAAACCUCUCCCUCGUCACAAGCCAGAGCUUGUAGCUCCCCCUCGUGCUAGUGAUGAGGAAGAUGAGGAGGACUUCCCUCCCCCAAAACUGUCACCUGCCGUCUCCCCAUCUAAAAUUGGCCCGUCUAGUCCCUUUAAACGGUCUAUUUCUUCGCCUCAAAAGUCCCCUGUCAAAUCCUGUAUCAAGCCUGUCUCGGCUUCCGUCAAGCACCGAACCAAAGAGCCUAGCCAGGAGGCCGCUUCGUUGCCUCCUAGCAAAGAGGCAACAAAUUCCAUAAAAACAAAGGCGGGAAAAUGUAGAACCCUAGCCUCUCAUGAGCUCAGACCCAACUUGGAGCAAGAGUUUGAGAAACUCCUUACGGGAGUCAAACCAGCGACCCAGGCACCUAAGACCUCGUCAGGCAGCCCUAGCGACGUCCUCGUCGACCCUGACACUGAUCUCCCGCUAAUCAUUGGCAGAGGAAGGAGAAAAUUCAAGCCGCUUCUUCCUUACAAAGUCAACGUCACUACUGAUCAGGAUAUUGCUGGUAAAGAAGCAUCUUCAAACAUAUCUCACAGCCGCAAUUCCAGCCCCGACAAAACCAAAUAUUUUCAAAGCAAAGGUGGUGGCACCAAUCUUGAAGUGGUUGCCAAUGGCCAGGGAAGUGAUGCCAGAAAUACAUUAAAUGCCAGUUCAAGAUGUGGCGACAAGACCAAGAACGCGUAUAAAAUUGGUGACAGUGUUCCGUUCAACAAGAGCGUUAUACCCGAAAAUUGCAAGCUUGACACCAGCAACAUUCCUGCUUCACUUCUGGUUGGGGGAGUGAGACCAACCAUUGCAGACUUGGUCAAGGUGCGGGAACGAAGGAAAUCUUUCGAGCGCGACACAUCAAGCGGCAGUGAAUGGGAGAAAAGAAGACUUAACCUAUGGGCAAAAAUCAUCGUCAGGAUCGUAAAUAACCUAGACUCUGAGCAAACCCAGACUUUUGCUCUGUCUGCUGACGCCUUGUCGCAGGGUCGCAUCGGGUCCAAAAUCUCGGCUCUGAAGAUGUCAAAGUUUGGCUCGAGUGGGCUGCGGGACGUGGGCAGCGCUGCACACUUGCCCACCCGCUCCGACCUCCCCCACGCAGCCCCAACCCUCUCCCCCAACCAUAUUCCCCACAGGGGGAGUGAGCCCCUAGCCUCGGGGUCACUCCCCGAGGACGCCUUAGUGAGCAAAGGAACUGAGGAAGCUGGCAGCGGCAGCAACAAGAGCCGCCGUUGCGACAAAUUUGGCAGCUGCAGCAACGACAGUAACAAGUCUAGUAGAAGUAGCAACGACGGUAACAAGUGUAGUAGAAGUAGCAACGACGGUAACAAGUGUAGCAGCUGCAGCAAAUGUAACAAUUCCAACAACUGCGGUAGCGGCUGUAACCAGGCCAAGAGCAAUGGUUAUGCUUGCUGUGGCAGACAACUAGGCAAGUGUAGCAGCAGCAGUAGCUGUAGCAGGAGUAUAGCCAAGUGUAGCAGCUGUAGCUGUGCUGCACGGAAACCAGCAACUCAGUGUCAGUGGCCUGGCAAGGUGAAGACGGCCGCUGAGCGCAAGACCUACGCUGACCUACCAGCUGCGACAGCGACUCAUGCCGCUCAUAAGCACACGGGGAACGUGCGUAUCGGGACCAUACGGGAUCGUGUGUGUCUAGACCACACGGAGAACGCGGGUGUCGGGACCACACGGAGAACGCGGGUGUCGGGACCACACGGAGAACGUGGGUGUCGGGACCACACGGCGAACGUGUGUGUCGGGACCACACGGGGAACGUGCGUAUCGGGAUCCACACGGGAUCGUGUGUGUCUAGACCACACGGAGAACGUGUGUCGGGACCACACGGAGAACGUGUGUCGGGACCACACGGAGAACGUGUGUUGGGACCACUCGGGAAAC
This is a messenger RNA of Hyalella azteca, 5428 nucleotides long. Its product is annotated as flocculation protein FLO11-like. The transcript has 8 exons. Lineage: Eukaryota; Metazoa; Arthropoda; Malacostraca; Amphipoda; Hyalellidae. The record is from RefSeq and is a predicted model, not a curated record. The annotation marks the transcript as partial.